AUGAUGAAAAAAGAUGGAGACAGUGAUAGUGAGAGUGGUUGCUGUGAGACUGUGAGUGCUUACAGUGGACUGAGUGCAGCAGUGCCACAAGAUGUCACUGUUUCUUUUGAGGAGUCAGACACCAGCGACAUCUUGAGGAGCAGUGUGAAUAAAGCUGCACUGGGAAUCAUGUCUUCCUCAGGCCUGGACAGGUGUCCCCUGACACAACAAGAGUUCCUGACAUCAUAUGCCUACCAUGAGAAGAAACAGGCCAGUGUCAUGGAGAGAACCAAGUCUGCUGUGUCAACAGGCAUGAAUUUCAAGUGCAGUAAGGAAUGCUUGCUGAACAAUUUGUACAAGAGAGUGCCAAUUUUUAAAUGGCUGCCUGAGUAUGAUUUCAAGUCAAACAUGUUGGGUGAUCUGAUUGCUGGGAUUACUGUUGCUGUGAUGCACAUACCUCAAGGAAUGGCUUAUGCUAUGCUGUCAGGGUUACCAGCUGUGAAUGGGCUUUACAUGGCCUUCUUCCCUGUCCUAGUCUACAUCAUCUUUGGGUCAUCAAAACACAACUCUAUUGGUACCUUUGCUGUAGUUUUAUUGAUGACAGGAACAGUGUCUCUGGAACUCAUGGAAAAACAUGGAUCCAGUCAUUUACAUGAUUACACAAUCACCCAGACUGUGGCUCUGGUGACUUUUGCAGUGGGCAUGUGGCAGAUGAUCAUGGGACUGCUGAGGCUUGGAGCCUUGUCAGUGCUCCUGUCAGAUGUUCUAGUUAGUGGAUUCACCACUGGAGCAGCAGUACAUGUGCUAACCUCUCAGCUCAAAGGCAUAUUUGGAAUCACUGUACCCAGACAAACCCGCUUUCCCAAGCUGAUCAGAACUCACUGGUAUGUCUUGAACCACCUCAAGGAGAGCAAUGUUGUUGCGCUGAUAGUGUCUUUUGUUACCAUGUUCAUCCUGGUUAUCAACAAUGAUUUUGUGAAGCCAAGAUUGGCAAGAAGGUGUUCAGUGCCAGUGCCCAUAGAGUUGAUUGCAGUGGUGGGAGGAACGCUAUUGUCAUACCUCCUAAAUUUGAAUGCAGAGUACAAAGUACCAGUGAUAGGAGAGGUGCCAACUGGGUUGCCAGCACCUGAAAGUCCACCUCUGGAGCUUUUGCAUGAUGCCCUUGCAGGUUCAAUUGUCAUUGCUGUGGUGGCCUACACAACAUCUUAUUCAAUGGCCAGGAUUUUUGCCAGACGGCUGAACUAUGCCAUUGAUGCCAAUCAGGAGUUGCUGGCUUUGGGACUCGCCAACAUAGUUGGGUCAUUUUUCCAGUGUGGUCCAGUUGCAGCCUCACUUUCCAGAAGCUUGAUUCAGGAAUCAGUUGGAGGAGCAACUCAAAUUGCCAGCAUAGUGUCAGCAGGUCUCAUUGUCAUCGUCUUGCUGUUCCUGGGACCAUUGUUUGAACCGUUGCCAAGAUGCAUCUUAUCGUCCAUCAUCGUGGUGUCACUCAAAGGGAUGUUCCUGCAGUUGAGGGACUUGAAGCAAGCGUGGCAGUCCAGCAAGUUGGACGCCAUGAUUUGGGUCGCCACGUUCUUGUCAGUUGUUAUAGUGGACAUAGAUUAUGGAUUGGCCAUUGGUGUGGCUGUUUCACUCAUCACUCUGUUGUGGAGGAAUCAGCAUGCGUAUGCUUGUACUUUGGGCGAGAUUCCAAGGACAGGCAUUUUUGUGGACUCUCAACGUUUUGACGCAGCAGACGAGAUACACAACAUCAAGAUAUUCCACUACGGCGCCGGUCUCCACUUUGCCAAUGGCGACCAUUUCCGGGAAGUGCUGUUUGACAUGACCGGCCUUGACCCAGUCAAGUGGCACGAACAGGCCAUCAAGCGACUCAAGAGAGCCGAAAAGCUACGGCUGCAGUCAAGAGCGCCAUCUGCCGCCGUCCUCACAACCUCUGGGGACAACAGCAAUGGCGACUCUGUUGCUGGUAGUGGUGGUGCAGCAGCAGCAGCAAGUGCUGCUGCUGCUGCAAAUGAGCAAGGACAUGACACUUGCUGUGAACGAUGUCCAUUGAUUUGGCUCAACUGCUGCAGCUUUUGCAAGGCCAGGACUGAGAAGCUUGAUGAGGCUUCAAAGGGGGCCACAGAGAAAUUUUUGAAAGAUUCUAGAGUGAAUUUCAAAGAUGAGAGUGUUGUGUCAUCAACCAUUAGGGAGACUUUUGAAGACCAACAAGAAGGGACAAACUCAUCAACAGAGAUCAGAGGGAUCAAAAUAGACAGGAGAUCCCUUUCAGCUGGGGUCUCAGUUGGUGACUGUCUGGCAUUGCCAGGGUCCACUGGCCUGAGGCUCAGAAGAACCAGCAUCCAUGUGGACACCACUGGACACCCAUUGCCAUUCAGGUACCUUCUCAUAGACCUGAGUGGCAUAGGAUUCAUAGACAUGGCUGGUGUGAAACUCUUCAAGAGUCUAGUGCAAGACUAUGACAGGAUCAACAUCCAGGUCCUCUUUUCUGGACCAACAGAACCCGUCUUGCACAUGUUCAGGAAAAUGUCCUUCAGUGAUGAAGUACCUCAGCAAAGGUUCUUCCCUACAGUCCAGGAUGCUGUGAUGGCUUGCAAGAGGAAAAUGUUACUGUCUCUGGUAGUGUUGCCAAUCCAAAGCCACAAACCCGUUCUGCACACAGUGGAUGAAGCGGUUGAUGAUGAAAACUCGCACAAUCCAGAUGCCGAUGGCAUCGUCCUUGAUUAGCUUAUAAUAAUGUAUAACAUGCGCUGCAUAUAUAUUUAGUGUCACGGGCCACCGCGAAAAGAAAGAAGAGCAAAAAAAUAAAUAAAUCUCUCAUUCUGUCUCGUGGGUAUUUUCGGAAAGUGAAUCAUGGGAAAUUAAUGGAAAUUGCGAAUUAAAUCGGGAGGAG
This is a messenger RNA of Notodromas monacha, 2869 nucleotides long. The record is from the annotation of a GenBank genome assembly. NCBI's taxonomy places the organism in Eukaryota, Metazoa, Arthropoda, Ostracoda, Podocopida, Cyprididae.